CAUCUAAUCUCAAAUUAGAACAGAAACAUGCUUUUCUUUUUACUCCAUAAAAAAAUGGAAAGCAAAGAGCAAGAACUUCAACCCCCACUCAGUAUCUGCGGACGAUUCUAUGAUUUAUUGGUGAAGUUAUUAGCCACGCAAGCUUUGAAGAAAGUAACUCUUGGCCAUCCAUUACUACUUGGUUCAAUCGAACGACCAGAAAAAAAAUCUGAUAUUGGCUCUAACAUCAUAUGUGGUGUUGAAAACAUCAUGGAGAAAAAUGAAAUGUUAUCAGUCGACGGAGAACAAUUAGAGUUACGCCAACCAAAAGAAAAGGCUCCAAGAAAAAUUGUAAGUAUAAAGGAAGAAGUUGACGAGAUACGAAUAAGUUCAAGGAAAAUUAAGAAGAAGACAUCGAAAGGAAGUUUUGAUUCCUUCGAGCAUGAGGUUAUAUCUCUAAAACCAUUGAAAUCAAUUUUGAGGAAAGAUCCAGAAGGAAAAAAUAAUAUAUGAUCACAUAUUACUGGAUUAGUAGUAAGAAAUAUCUGUUAACCUUACGUAGAAAUAAAUAUGAGUCGUGACAAUAUAUGACUGACAUGUAAAAGAAAGUACUGGGAACGGUACUGUGGAUUAUAUAAUCUAUUUAUACUCAUACACUAUUCAUUUUAUAGAGAAACUAGCAGCAAUAACUUUAAACAAUUUUACAAAUAAAUGUACAAACAUAGCUAGUUAGUAGUAGUUAAGAUAUUCGAUGUAUAAUAUGCAUUGAAAACAAAAUUAUCAUUUCUCUUUCUUUCUUUUUUCCAGACACGUUCUCUCUUUUUCUCCAUUCUUUAAUUAUAUGGAUCUUCUUUCACUUUUACUGAAUCUGAAUUCGACUUGUGUUCAAGAUGAAACAUGAAUUCGAUGGUAAGUUAUUUGAAACAUGUUUAUUAUAAAGAUUUGCGAGGAAAAUAACAAGAAAUAGGCUUAAGAGACGAUGAACUCGUCAAGAACAUACUUAAAGCAAUAAAUCUCUAAAUCCUAGUUCUUAUGCUGACUUCGUGUGUUUGUGAAUAAUCUUCCUUCAAGUGACUUCCUCUCUAUUUAUAGGAGGAAUUCGGCUAGUUUUUUUUUCGAUGCCGACUUGGCUUUAUCUAACCACUUCUCUUUUU
Molecule: messenger RNA, 1133 nt
Organism: Raphanus sativus (radish)
Lineage: Eukaryota; Viridiplantae; Streptophyta; Magnoliopsida; Brassicales; Brassicaceae
Exons: 1
Coding region: 28-492 (154 amino acids)
Source: RefSeq, a predicted model, not a curated record